Messenger RNA from Cololabis saira (Pacific saury), 5688 nucleotides. Its product is annotated as zinc finger protein 236-like. The coding region runs from base 48 to 5621 and encodes 1857 amino acids. The record is from RefSeq and is a predicted model, not a curated record. The transcript has 32 exons. Gene Ontology annotation, molecular function: DNA-binding transcription factor activity, RNA polymerase II-specific; RNA polymerase II cis-regulatory region sequence-specific DNA binding. Lineage: Eukaryota; Metazoa; Chordata; Actinopteri; Beloniformes; Belonidae. Gene Ontology annotation, cellular component: nucleus. Gene Ontology annotation, biological process: regulation of transcription by RNA polymerase II.
UUGAAAAGCCGCUCUCGCACCGCACACCCGCCUUGAGUGCUGGAACUAUGCCGCGGGGCCGGCCUCGUAAACUGAGAGUUAAAAGCCACGACGGAACAGAUGUAGAUCCCAGUGAAGCUAAGGCAGAAGGUUUCAGUGAUGGAGAGCUCAAGGACAAGAAGUGCACGUUCUGCACCCAGAUAUUCACCACAGAGAGCCAGCUACAGAAGCACCUCCGUGAGCACGAGAUCAAUGAUAAGCCUCAUCGCUGCGACCAGUGCACGGAGUCAUUUAACGUGGAGUUCAACCUCACCCUCCACAAGUCCACUCACACCAUGUCGGACUUCACCUGCCCUGUGUGCAAUAAAAGGUUCUCCCGCAUCGCCAGCCUCAAGUCCCACAUCAUGUUGCACGAGAAAGAGGAGAAUCUCAUCUGCACAGAGUGUGGAGAUGAGUUUUUUCUGCAGAGCCAGCUCACCCUGCACUUGGACGAGCACCGGAAGGAGCUGUCGGGCGUCAGAGUCUACAUCUGCAAAAGCUGCGACAAGGAGUUCAAGACAUCGGCUCAAAUCAAGGAGCACAUGAAGAGCCACAUAAAGAUGAGGCCGCUGUCCUCCAGUUCCAGAAACUACAAGAAAAACAUCGAUCGCAGCAACUUCGCCAACAGCUGCCAUCACUGUGGAAAGGCUUUCAAAAAGCCCAGUCAGCUCGUCAGACACAUACGGAUCCACACAGGUGAAAGACCCUACAAGUGCUCGCACUGCGGGAAGGCUUUCAACCAGAAGGUGGUGUUGCAGACUCACAUGGUGAGGCACACGGGAGAGAAACCUCAUCUCUGCAUGUUCUGCCCUGCAUCCUUCUCCCAGAAAGGAAACCUGCACUCCCACGUCCAGAGGGUUCAUUCUGAGACCAAAGGGAUCCCUCAGUUCAGAUGCAUGGACUGCAGCUGCGUGUUCAAGAAGCUCGGGAGUCUCAACGCCCACAUCAGCAAGAUGCACGUCUCUGUCAUCGAGGUCCCGUCCGGCACUCCGGAGGCUGAUGCGGCGGGCCAGCCCGUGGAGCGUUCGGAGGGCGGCGAGGGGGUGACGGAUGUCAUCCAGCAGCUCCUGGAGCUGUCGGAGCAGGUCAACGGGGAGACGGCCCAGCCGCAGCCUCCAGAGCCAGCUGUUGCCAUGGAAACCGCCAUCAACCAAGAUAUCCUGCAGCAAGCUCUGGAGAACAGCGGGCUGAGUGUGGUCCCGCCACAGAGCGACGCCGCGUCCAGAGAGUCUCAGGGCCACAGCACCGAGGGGACGACUGCCGAGACCAAGAAGGUUCAGGCUCCGGAGAAACCAGUCAGGGAGAAGAAGAGGAGCAUCUUCAAGAAACCCAUACAGAUGCCAGGCUCCAUCCGGGAGGAGGACGGCGUUCGAUGGCACGGCUGCCCUUAUUGCGCCAAGGAGUUCAAGAAACCCAGCGACCUUGUCCGCCACAUCCGCAUCCACACCCACGAAAAGCCCUUCAAGUGCAAGCAGUGCUUCAGAGCGUUCGCGGUGAAGAGCACCCUCACGGCACAUAUGAAAACGCACACCGGCACCAAGGAUUUCAAGUGUCAGUGCUGCCUCAAGUGCUUCUCCACUUCUGGAAGCAUGAAAGUACACAUGCGUCUGCACACAGGCGUUCGUCCGUUCCCCUGCCCGCACUGUGACAAGAUCUUCCGUACGUCGGGUCACAGGAAAACGCACAUCGCUUCUCACUUCAAGAGUCUGCAGCAGAAGAAGCAGAAGUUUCCACGGAAAUCCAACAAAGCCAAAGUCUCCAAAAGCAACCUACCUCUGCCUGACAUCCCCUUGCAGGAACCCAUCCUCAUCACCGACUACGGCCUCGUCACGUCCCAGAACCCGCGGCUGGCGUUCCAGCAGUACCUGGACGUGGUGGGCAGCGACAGGCCCUACAAAUGCCAGUACUGCAGUAAGGCCUACAAGAAAUCCAGCCAUCUAAAACAGCAUGUCAGGUCACAUACGGGAGAGCGGCCGUACAAGUGCAUACAGUGCGGCCGGGGCUUUGCCUCCUCGGGAGUCCUCAAAGCUCACAUCCGGACACACUCGGGUCUGAAAGCUUACAAGUGCCUGAUCUGUGACACGACGUUCACCACCAGCGGGAGCCUGCGGCGUCACAUGACCACUCACAGCGACCUCCGUCCUUACAUGUGCCCCUACUGCCAGAAGACCUUCAAGUCCUCACCCAACUGUAGGAAACACAUGAAGACGCACAGGUACGAGCUGGCCCAGCAGCUGCAGCCGCAGUCGGGAGACGACCACUUGGGCGGAGGCGCCGUGGCCCAUGACUUACCAGUGGAGAUGGAGGCGGAGUCUCUUCAGCAAGCCCCUCCCAGCGCGGCCGAGCAGCAGGGCAUGCUGGGACUGACCCAGUCAGAGGUGGUGAAUGGAGGCCAACAGGUGACACUGGAGGCCCCGCUCACCGACCAGCCGCUAGUGCAGGGAGAAGACUCCUACGUGACUACCCAACAUGCUUUGCCUCAGAAUAUGAGCCAGUUUGAGACGCCAGCACUUCCUCAGCCUUCGUUUGACCAGCAACCGCUGACACAAGGCUUCAGCAUCCCUGAAUCCAGCUACAACCAGCCCCAGUUCUCGGCCGUGCAGCAGCUGCAGGACUCCAGCACCCUGGAGUCCCAGGCUCUGUCCUCCAGCUUCCACCCGCCUAACCUGCUGCACGUUCCCUCAGCUGAGGUGACGAAUGGGCUUCUUCAGCAGAGCAGUCAAAAUGAUCUACAGCUGCCCACAGAAACACCGGACUACCAGGACGACAGCGAAGACAACGUCAAGAGGAUCCACAGGUGCAACUGGUGCAAUAAAGGCUUCAAGAAGUCCAGUCAUCUGAAGCAGCACAUCCGCUCCCACACCGGGGAGAAACCGUUCAGGUGUCAUCUCUGCGGGCGAGCCUUCGUGUCAGCGGGAGUGCUGAAGUCCCAUCUCAACACUCAUACAGGAGUGAAGCCCUUUAAGUGCGAUGUCUGCGACGCCUCAUUCACCACCAACGGGAGCCUGAGCCGCCACAUGAUUAUCCACAUGAAGUCUUUCAAGUGCUCCAUGUGCGACGAUCGCUUCAGGACCAGCCUGCUGUGUAAAAGGCACAUGAAGAAGGAGCACGCCGUCGACGAUCAAAUUAUGGGUCUGGAUAGUCAAGAUGGGGAAGACGAGACCAAUGACGAGGACGGUGAUCCAAAAACGCCAAAGCGGAGGGGUUUGGAAAUCAUCACUUUCACCGAAGAGCAGGCGGCCGAGCUGGCGAAGGAUCCUGGCGAGGAGGCGUCUGUGUCGGAGCGAAUCCUCGCCCAGUCGGCGGCUGAGAGGGAUCGGAUCAGUGAGAUCAAAGACAAAGCUGUGGAGCUUGAAACGGAGCCCAAGUUUGCCAACUGCUGCAGUUUCUGCACCAAGAGCUUCAAGAAGCCCAGCGACCUGGUCAGGCACAUCAGGAUCCACACAGGUGAAAGACCUUACAAGUGUGAUGAAUGUGGGAAGAGUUUCACCGUGAAGUCGACCCUGGACUGCCACGUGAAAACGCAUACAGGUCAAAAGCUGUUCAGCUGUCACAUGUGCAACACCUCCUUCUCCACCAAGGGCAGUCUGAAGGUGCACAUGCGCCUCCACACGGGCUCCAAGCCCUUCAAAUGCCCCUACUGCGACCUGCGCUUCAGAACCUCGGGCCACCGCAAAACCCACAUCCAGUUCCACUUCCGUCUAAGCGACAGCCGCAAAUCCAAGCGCUUGUCCCUAUCUGCCAGUCACGCCAGACAGAAUCAAGACCAGGGCGUGGGGUCGGGUCACGGGCAUCAGACGGCGUCUUCGGAGGCUCUUCAGCCCGUGGGUCUGCUGCAACAACCCAACACGGACCCCAGCAUCUACCUCCCCACCAGCCAGGUCCUGACGGGCCAGUACGACCACAGUCUGCUGCAGCCAGGACUGGUGGGACAGGCCAUCCUGCCGGCCUCCAUGUCAGCUGCAGGAGACCUGACCGUGUCUCUCCCAGACGGCCUGACGACCCUGGACGGCAUCCAGCUGCAGCUGACGCCGGCCAACCUGGUGUGCCCCAACGUCCAGAUCUCCGGCAUCGAUACGAGCAACAUCAACAACAUCACACUACAGAUCGACCACGCCCUGCUGCAGCAGACCCUCCAGCAGGGCGGCCUCCUCUCUCAGCCUCUGAGCGUCGACACCGGCCUGGUCUCCCACUCCGGCAGCCAGCUCAUGUCCACCUCAGAUCCCUCGGGCAACGUUGUGAUCCACCCUCUGACCAGCCUGGCCCUGCAGCCGUCCACCAUCACGCCGCCGCAGGUCUCCAUGGCCGGCCUGUCGGAGCAGGAUGCUGCAGGCUCUCAGAACCUAAACCAUGUGAUGAGCAGCUCUGGGUUGGUGACGGGAGGAAACAGCAGCCAGGAGAUCACUCUGACCAUCAACAACUCCAGCCUGAGUCAGGCGCUGGCCCAGGUCCAGGCCCAGGUCCAGGCCCAGGCCUCGGCCGCUGGCUCCAGCACUGCUGCAGGAAACCCUCAGGAGAUCACCCUCACCAUAUCAGGUCAAGACCUGCUCCCCCAGCAUGGCAACCCCACCGGGGCGGAGAUGAACGGCGGCAUCAGACUGUCGUCUCCGUUAACCAGCGCGCCCCCCAACGCCACGCUGACCCUCACCAACGACCACCUGCUACCUCAGAGCCCCACCAGCACGGGAAUGACAGUCAACAGUUUGCCACCUAGCACCACUUUGUCACACACCGCUGCAUCCCAGAGCCUGGUGAUGUCACCAGGAGGCGUGGCCAGCGAUGGCAGUGUCACUCUAACCCUCACAGAUGCUCAGGGCAUGCUGGACACGGUCACUUUAAACCUCAAUGCACAGGGUCAGACAUUUCCUGCAGUCCUGAAUGAUCCUGGCCUGCCGGGGCAGCCGGUCACCUCAGGCCAGCAGGUCAUACUGGUCAGCCACCAUUCCCAGUCCACAAACGGAGCGUCUGACAACGGCUAUAAUGAUUCUGCCGACGGCCAUAAAGGUGAGAAGAACCCGCAGGCGCACGCCGAUAACAGGAAUCAGUGCUUCUACUGUAAUCAGGUGUGCCAGAAUGCCAACUCGCUGCGACGCCACUGCAGGCAAGCCCACGGGAAGGACCGCUGUCAUGUCUGCGGCAUCUGUAAAAAGGCUUUCAAGAGAGCGACGCACCUCAAGGAGCAUGAGCGGGUGCACCUGCCGGGUCCGUCCCCCAGCUCCCAGAAACCCCGGGUCUUCAACUGCCUGUCGUGCGUGAAAGCUUUCGCCAAGCGCAGCCAGCUGGAGAGACACAACCGAACUCACACCGGUGAGCGGCCUUUCAAGUGCAGUCAGUGCGACAAAGCCUUCAACCAGAAGAGCGCCCUGCAGGUCCACAUGGUCAAACACACUGGAAAGAAACCCUUCAAGUGUGAGGUGUGCAGCAUCAGGUUCACCCAGAAGAGCAACAUGAAACACCACAUGAAGAGAUCCCACGGCUACGGUCAAAUACAGGACAUGUCCCUGGGCCCAGAUGAACCCGGGGCUCAGGUGGAGGUCACACCCGAUCUGGAUCUGGAAGUGGUUCCUGAAUCGGCCGGAGACUGGCACAGUGUGUUCCCUUGACGACGGUCCACAUGAACUCCAGUAAUCAACUGUUGGUUGUCCUGAGCACUCAUUGAAUUUUGCAGCA